GCCGACCAUUGAGGGACACACGUUAUCCAACGCUGCCACAAAUACGACAAAAUAGUUCAGCUAGGGCUGUGGCUAAUAAAUAGUAUACAACAAAAGCCGCAACUACAACUGCAGACGUGACGGCACUGCGAAGCUGGAGAUCAACAAAUUGGCCCAGCAAAUGCCACAGCAACAGCGCAGCACUCAAUCUUCAUGUCUUCGGGCGUUGCUCGCAGGGGUCAGCGAGCAAAAUGGGUAGUCCACAACUGCCCUUGUCGGCCAGCAGACAGCCCUGGUGACCUCGGCACACUACUAGGAAAGGAAAGAGUCCGCCCUGCGGAUCAAGACAGCGGCGGUCAAGUUGGUCAAAAUACACUACAUACUCCGUACUCCGUACACGACAACCCUUGGGCACACCCAUUCUACACUAGGAUGCCGUCAUUGCCGAUCGACUUCCAGCCUAUGUCGCCAUGCAAGUCCCGCACACAGCUAGUGAUCUCUACCUGGUCUUGCCUCCUCCAGCGGCGUCCUAGUAGUUUCACUCAAGUCAUAUCUGGCAUUUAUUGGAGGUCGGCCUGGGCUACCCAGCACCCAACCGUCUCGAGUUGAUGAUGAAGGCCUGGACCGCCCAGCCGGAGUGGCACAAACCCCCCUUGGCCAGUCAGGCGCGAUUCCGUCACCUCGAGGCGGGCCUGCUUACCCAAAUAUGCAGCAUCCGACUCGGUCACCCCCGGCAGACAAUACAUCUUCACUGGACAGUCUUGCGUGGACGACAUCGACGGGGGAAAAAAGUGGAUAGGUAUAAAACAGAGCCGGAUCGCCCCUUUUUCUCUAGUAGCCUACCUACUUGGGAAACGCCCGAGUUUCUGGCCCUAGAGGGUGCCUCGCCUCUUAUUUCCGGCUAUCUACCGAAUCCACAUAUCAUCGAUGCUAGGGCCUUUCAGAUCCUGCAGCUACUACCUACUGCUGCUAUUGUCCCGUCGUGGACUCCUCAUCGCCACUUGUGACCACAAAUCUUGCUGCUUGCACUCUCUUGUCCAGGCUAGACUACUCAACAUACAACAUCAGGACCCGAUUUUGAGUGCUAUUUUACCAAUAGUAUAUAUUACAUUAUCCCAAUAACUUAGUUUUAGUGUGCACUUAUUGAAAUAUUGUAUCCCGCGCUCAGUUUCGAGGAUUCAUCCUGGGCUAUUCGGAUUCAGGUCCACCCCCCGGCGCCGGUCGCGGCCUCCAACUCAUUACUAGUUAUUAGCUUGAGCUUCCGGGCUUGGCCAUGGCUACAGGCCCAGAAAAGAAUGAGGGCGGUGCCGUAAUUGCCAGCACUACUGACACGGAGAAGAAAACAAAUACAACCGACAAUGCACCAUCACUAGGACAUGACGACGACAGCGACACAGACUCGCAACACGACGCAGACAGCCACGUCGAGGUGGAGACCAAAUCCCGCGAGGUAUCCAUCUACGAGGAGCGUGAUAAUGACGACGACGAGGAAGACGACCAGCACCGGGACCCAGCGCCCGAGGGGCCCGAGGGCCUCAACACGGGCAUCCCGCCCGAGGACGGCCUGGGCGGGCUGAGCCGGCCCCACUCCUGGGCGUCGUCGGCGAGGUCGCGGCCCCUCGUGGUCGUCCCCCGGAAGGAGAGGAGGGGCCUCUUUGCCCAGCUCGCCCUGAUCCCCGAGGUGGAGCGCCCGUAUGACUACACGCGCAAGACCAAGUGGAUGGUCACCUUUAUCGUGGCCGCGGCCGCCUGCACGGCCCCGCUCGGGUCCAGCAUCCUCUACCCCGCCCUGGCGGAGAUGGCCGAGUACUUCCACACGACGGAAACCAUCAUCAACCUGAGCGUGGCGUUUUACAUGCUCGCCAUGUCAAUCUUCCCACUGUGGUGGUCAUCGUUCUCCGAGACACUGGGCCGGAGGACAAUCUACGUCGUCUCCUUCAGCCUGACGGUCGUCUUCAGCGUCCUCACCGCCAUCAGCAGCACAACCGCCAUGCUGAUCGUCUCCCGGGUCCUCGCCGGCGGCGCCGCGGCCUCGGUCCAGGCCGUCGGCGCGGGCACCAUCGCCGACCUGUGGGAGCCCUUUGAGCGGGGCCGGGCCAUGGGCAUAUUCUACCUCGGCCCCCUCGCCGGCCCCCUCCUCGCGCCCAUCAUCGGGGGCGCCCUCGCCCAGGCCUUCGGCUGGCAGAGCACAAUGUGGUUCCUGACCUGCUUCGGCGGCCUGAACCUCCUCAGCAUCGUCUUCCUCCUGCCCGAGACGCUGGCGCGCAGGAGGCCAGCAGCAGCAGCAGCAGCAACCAACCCGGACAGCAGCAGCAACCUCGACCGCACGCCGACCCGCCGUUCCGCCGCCCAAAAGACGCGGCGCGCCGCCGCCCUCCUCCGCAGGGCCCUCGUCGACCCGCUCACGUGCAUCGUCUACCUGCGCUUCCCGCCCGUGGCGCUGACGGUGGGCCUGGCGGCGAUAACCUUCGGCGCGCUCUUCGUGCUCAACAUCACGAUCCAGGGGACCUUCUCGCGCGCGCCCUACGGCUUCUCCACCAUCGUCGUGGGGCUCAUGUACACCCCUUCCUCGCUGGGCUACUUCAUCUCGUCGCUCUUCGGCGGGCGCUGGGUCGACAGCAUCAUGGUGCGCGAGGCGAAGAAGGCGGGGCGGUACGACGCCCGCGGGAGGCUGGUCUUCCUGCCCGAGGACCGCCUGCGCGAGAACGCGUGGCUCGCCGCCAGCAUGUACCCGGCCGCGAUGCUGUGGUUCGGGUGGUGUGCGGAUAAGGGAGUGUUCUGGGUCGCGCCCAUGGCCGCCAACUUCUUCUUCGGGUUCGCGACCAUGCUUGUCUUUGGGGCGUCGGCCACCAUGCUCACCGAGUUCAUGCCUGGGCGGAGCUCGAGCGGCAUCGCGCUCAACAACUUUAUCCGGAAUAUCUUUAGCUGUGUGGGUGUGAUUGUCACGGAGCCGCUCAUCGGCGCUAUCGGUGUGGGUUGGUUAUGUACCAUGGUGGCAUUGCUGUCGUGGGUUACGUGUAAUCUGUUUAUAUGGCUUUUGUUGAGAAAUGGCCCCAAGUGGAGGAAGUAUAUGGAUGAGAAGAUUGGCGAUUUGAGAUGAGGG
Molecule: messenger RNA, 3082 nt
Organism: Diaporthe batatas
Lineage: Eukaryota; Fungi; Ascomycota; Sordariomycetes; Diaporthales; Diaporthaceae
Exons: 4
Coding region: 1253-3079 (608 amino acids)
Biological process (GO): intracellular polyamine homeostasis; transmembrane transport
Molecular function (GO): polyamine transmembrane transporter activity
Source: RefSeq, a predicted model, not a curated record